Messenger RNA from Anas platyrhynchos (mallard), 11131 nucleotides. It is a transcript of the gene SV2C, whose product is annotated as synaptic vesicle glycoprotein 2C. Gene Ontology annotation, cellular component: synaptic vesicle membrane. NCBI's taxonomy places the organism in Eukaryota, Metazoa, Chordata, Aves, Anseriformes, Anatidae. Gene Ontology annotation, biological process: chemical synaptic transmission; transmembrane transport. The record is from RefSeq and is a predicted model, not a curated record. Gene Ontology annotation, molecular function: transmembrane transporter activity.
CGCCCAGCUCCAUUCCGCCCCUCCUCCGGCCCGUCACGCUCGGCGGCACCUGCGGGAGGCUCCUGGCUCCCCCCCUCCUUCCCUCCUUCCCUCCGUCCCUCCCGCAGCAUCACACCGCCAGCGGGAGGCAGGAGGCGGCGGGCAGCGAGAGGAGCCACCGGGAAGAACCGGUUGUAUAUUACAGCUUCACAUUUUCUGCUGAUGUCCAGUGCACAAUAGAUUUUCUGAACAGUGUUUGACAGGUGCUUCUCCAGUAGAACAGCAGUCUUUCUUUGAGACAAGAUGGAGGAAUCAUACAAAGAUAGGACUUCUUUAGUGAAAGGGGCAAAAGAUAUUGCUAAAGAGGUGAAGAGGCAAGCAGUGAAAAAAAUGAAUAAAGCUGUUGACAAAGCUCAGGACGGCUACACACAGAGGUCAUACAACCGAUUCCAGGACGAGGAAGAUGAUGAUGAUUAUUAUGUUCAAGGAGGAAAUUAUGGCACAGAAGCUAAUGAUGAUGAAGGGUCAAGUGAAGCAACCGAAGGGCAUGAUGAAGAUGAUGAAAUUUAUGAAGGGGAAUAUCAAGGAAUCCCCAAUAUGGGGCAGGGCAAGGAUGGCAUGGUGGCCUUAGGGCAGUCUAUGCAUGAUGAAUAUAAGGAUCGUCGUGAACUGGAAACAGAGAGGAAAGCUGAUGAAGAAGAGCUAGCACAGCAGUAUGAACUGAUAAUACAAGAAUGUGGCCAUGGUCGAUUUCAGUGGGCACUCUUCUUUGUUUUGGGAAUGGCCCUAAUGGCUGAUGGGGUCGAAGUUUUUGUGGUUGGAUUUGUGUUACCCAGUGCUGAAACAGACAUGUGCAUACCCAAUUCUGGAUCAGGAUGGCUUGGUAGCAUAGUGUACCUUGGGAUGAUGGUGGGGGCAUUCUUCUGGGGAGGCUUGGCAGACAAGGUGGGAAGGAGACAGUCACUCCUGAUAUGCAUGUCUGUCAAUGGAUUCUUUGCCUUCCUUUCAUCAUUUGUCCAGGGGUAUGGCUUCUUCCUCUUCUGUCGAUUGUUUUCUGGAUUUGGGAUUGGUGGAGCUGUGCCAAUAGUUUUCUCCUAUUUUUCGGAAGUUCUUGCUCGGGAGAAACGAGGUGAACAUCUGAGUUGGCUCUGUAUGUUUUGGAUGAUUGGCGGUAUCUAUGCAUCUGCAAUGGCUUGGGCAAUAAUUCCUCAUUAUGGAUGGAGUUUCAGCAUGGGAUCUGCUUAUCAGUUUCACAGUUGGCGAGUAUUUGUGAUCGUCUGUGCACUGCCCUGUGUCUCUUCUGUGGUAGCCCUCACCUUUAUGCCAGAAAGUCCACGUUUUUUGUUGGAGGUUGGAAAACAUGAUGAAGCUUGGAUGAUACUCAAGCAAAUUCAUGACACAAACAUGCGAGCUCGGGGUCAGCCUGAGAAAGUCUUCACAGUUAACAGAAUCAAAACUCCAAAGCAGAUAGAUGAGCUCAUAGAAAUAGAGAGCGAUACAGGAACUUGGUACAGAAGGUGUUUAGUUAGAAUUCGCACAGAGCUAUAUGGUAUUUGGUUGACUUUCAUGAGAUGUUUCAACUACCCAGUGAAGGAUAAUACCAUCAAACUUACAGCUGUGUGGUUCACCCUGUCUUUUGGCUACUACGGCUUAUCUGUCUGGUUUCCUGAUGUCAUUAAGCAUCUGCAGUCAGAUGACUACGCGUCCCGAGUGAAACAUUUCCGCAAUGAGGAGGUUUCGCAUUUCGUCUUCAACUUCACAUUGGAAAAUCAAAUUCACAGCAAUGGAGAAUACAUCAAUGACAGGUUUAUUAUGAUGAAGUUUAAAUCAGUAACCUUUGAAGAUUCCCUUUUUAAGAAUUGUGUGUUUGAAGACAUUACUUCACUGAACACAUACUUCAGGAACUGCACUUUUGUGAAUACCACCUUCUACAACACAGAUCUCGAGCAAUAUAAAUUUGUUGACAGUGAUUUUAUAAAUUGCACAUUUUUCCACAUCAGGACAGGAUGCCAAAUUUCUUUUGAUGAUGACUACAGUGCCUACUGGAUUUAUUUCGUUAAUUUUCUGGGAACUUUGGCAGUGUUACCAGGGAACAUUGUGUCUGCUCUUCUGAUGGAUAGAAUUGGACGUUUAACAAUGUUAGGUGGUUCCAUGGUUCUUUCUGGCAUAAGCUGUUUUUUCCUGUGGUUUGGGACCAGUGAAUCCAUGAUGAUAGGUAUGCUGUGCCUCUACAACGGUCUCACCAUCUCAGCUUGGAACUCUCUUGAUGUCAUUACUGUGGAGUUGUAUCCUACAGACAGAAGGGCAACAGGCUUUGGCUUUUUGAAUGCGCUAUGCAAAGCAGCAGCUGUACUUGGAAACUUAAUAUUUGGUUCCCUUGUUGGUAUCACCAAAGCAAUCCCUAUUCUCCUUGCUUCUACUGUUCUAGUAUGUGGAGGUCUGGUAGGACUUCGGCUUCCUGACACGAGAACACAGGUGUUGAUGUAACUGGAAAAAGCCAUUUACUGUUUAUUUAUUUACUUGUAAAAUGUGAGCUCUACUGUUUGAUGGUGCAAAGGCUUCAGAUUCUCAAUGCUUAUCAGAGUGCUCUGAUGACAGAAAUCAAACAUGGAAAAAGAGUGGCAGAGAUUUAGAAAAUACUGUAUGAAAGUUUUAGAUUUCACUUUCAUUUGCUUGCAUACUUUGCUAUUUAAAACCACUUCACUUAACUUCAAACUGCAAAGCUACCUCUUAAAACACUUCCAGUGACAUGUCCAGGAAGACAAAAAUCAUACUGAUAAUUAGAUAUUUAAAAUGCAAGUGGUCAUGUUAUUAAAAAAAAAAAAAAAAAUUCAAUUUGGUCAUGGCAUUAUGAGCUUUUGUAACAGUGCAGACAUACAAGUCAAAUACUUAGCAGUAUUGGUGCAAGAAAUAUUGUUCUUAUAUGUAUCAAUGCAUGCAGCAUUAAUCAGGAAACUGUAUAGACUGCAUCAGUACUCUUUGUUGCUGGUCCUCAAAAAAAAAAAAAAAAAAAAAAAAAGUUUUCUUCUCCUUUGUGGCAUCUGGAAUAUUUUUGCCAUUUUAAAACUGUGAAUGUGUCUUGUUCCAGGUGUAGAUCAAUACAAACCAGUGUUUAUGUUAUUGUAAGUAUGAAUAAGGGAAGAAUCAAGCCAGUAGACUCUAUGAAAAGUAAAAUGCUGUCAGAGAAGCUUGUUUGGUACAUUUUUGUUUGGUAUUUACAAUUCUAAUACAUAUUUCUCUGUCACAGAAUGCCACCUAUUGAAUUUAGUCAGGUCAUAACUUCAACAUAGAGUAUAGUGUAAUUAAAAUCUCUCAAAACGUUUUCUAAACAAUAUCAAAACAAAGAAAAGCAAUAAUAAAAACCUGAAUUAUUUUCAUAGUUUAUACAUUCCUUCAUACAACCAUUUACUCAGCUGAUUUUUAAUAUCAUAGAAAUAUCUCACCAUUUUCACCAUUUAACACUUUCAAACAGCUCUUGGAAAAGCCAUUAAGAAACCAUGCCAAGGCUGUAGGCAGUGGUCAUAUCUUUAUGAGACCAAGUGUAAAGAUGGAGAGUAAAUGUUAGUAUAUAUGUUCCUUCUAAGCCAUAUGCUAUGAAUUGUCAUGGAUUGCAAUAAAGACAUCCCCACCUGUCCUACUGCCCUGUAAAAAUGUUAUUAGAUCUCUUUAAAGUGUUAGCAUUAAAAGUUAAAUGUAGAUACAUCUAUAAAAUUAUUAGACAAAAGGGACAGAUCUGCUGAUUACAGAAACUGGCUUUGCUUUCACUGAAGCUAAGACAGUCUCUAUCAGCUGAUGAUAGAGUUUCAAGUUUUAAAGAAAAAAAAAAAACUUUUAUUAGGUGGCUGAAUUAUUACCAAAGAAAUUAGGCUUUCAGAUAAAGUCAAUGUAUAUAGUAAGAUAGAUUUUUUCACUUUUGUUUUCUCUUUCUCAUAUGUAAGAACUACUUACUUUUGGGUAGUAAUAUCUAUCUCUGCAUUAUGUCAGUUGUCAUUUUAGUUGUGUUGAAAGAGUCAGUAAAAGACAGUCUAUACAAGAUGAUUUAUUACAUUUAAGGUUCACUAUUUAUUUACUAAAUGUGGAAGUUACGUUUUUUGAUUUUGAACAAAUGCCUGUGCUAUAUAUUGUAGCAUAAAAAAUUAACCCAGGGUGUGGUUUCUAGUAUUAACAAAUGAGAAAACGGGCUAAAUUUAAAAAAGCAUAAAUAUUGAAAAUUACUAGGCAUUUUUUGAUGUUGAUAAAUAAAAUAUGGUAAAGAAACAGAAACAAAAACAAAAACAAUUAAAAAAAAAGAACGUUUAAGAAGUAUGUUUAUUUUACAACAUAAACAGUCAAAAUGUCUGGCAUAAAAUAUUGUAUAUCCAACCAUGAUUUAAAAGAUGUAUUUUAAAUUUCUAAAUGAUAUUUAAAAAAGGGGAGGAAAAAUUAUUUUUUGCCAGGUUCCAGGUUAAGAAUAAAACAUGGGCCUUACUUUUGCACCUGUCGCUUUUGUCCACUAGUCAGCAUCUUAUUAUUUCAAGGCUGUUUUCCCUAGUAAGAACCGUAUUUGUCUUUGGCCCCACUUCUCUGUGCCAUUCAUUAGUUGUAUAUGUCCACCUCCUUGUGUUUACUUUACAUCUUAUUUUGAAAUCUGAAGCCUCUGUACGUAUCCUGAGUGAAAAUCAACAGCAAUGGUAAUAUUACAUUGUCUUGCUGUGUGCACUGUCCACUUCAAGUAGCAUAGUCUGUCCAACUCUGUAUAUAAUAUUGAAGAACAUCCAGAUCCAAUGCAUUGUGCCACCUGAUCAGUGUGGAGGUGGUCCACAGAACAAUAAGACUCAACUCUUGAAGGUUCUAGUUCAAGGUUAAUGCACUAAAAUCUCAUUACUUGUAAAAUCAUGCUGUUUGCAAUGCUGGUUCUUAUCCUAAUUCCUGGCCACAUCGUAAGUAUAUGAUUAAGUCUGUAUAUAGUGAAGUGAGCAGCCUGAAAACCUGCAUUGUACUUGGAAUAUAGCAACAGAGGAGAUUAGUAAAGACAAAGUGCCCAGCAAUGUGGACCUUGCAUGGUCCAGGAUUAGAGGGAAUGUUCUAAGGUAGGAAAAUGGAUUAAAGAGAAUACUGGUUAGGAAAGAGGAGAAAAAGUAAACAGAAGAGAACAAAAUGAAAAAGUCCACAAAUAUUUCCACCAUAUUAAAACUAAAACUAGAAUCUCAAUAAUUGAUUAGCCAGUUGGCUCAACACAUUUGAACUGAUGUGUGAGCCAGCAUGAAAGCUGUUUGAACAAUCAAGUGGUUUGGGCUUGAAUGCAAUUAAGAUUUAUCCCAUAAAGACAAAAGAGUGAAUGUGAUUUCAAGUUAUAAAUACUUGGUAAGAUGCUUGUACUCCACAGUCUGAAACAGAAAAAUGUGAUCCCUGGAGAUCUGGAUGCAAAUGUUAUGUAAAUUAUAAGCAGAAGUGAGCUGUCUGGUCUUAAGGGAAUGCAUCUUUUUUGCAGCUUCUGAAGUGAUCUCAGGUAAUACACAUUGGACAGUAGGAAUUUCACUUCCUUUCUAUGUCUGUUCAUUUAUAUCUCACACAAAAAGUCACUUAGUGGCCUAUACAUACCCUUGAUGCACCUAUAAUUAAGAGGUCAUUUGCAUAUACCUUCAAAAGAGAAUACCAUAUACUGCCUUAUAUGGCAACAUAACUGUGUUACAUACACACAGAGAACUGAACUUGAUGGUAUUUGUGUAUCAGAGCUAACAACCACACAUAAUUGACUGACCUCUAACAGGAAAAUUAGUUCAGUCUAAAUUGAAGUCAGACACAGGGUCCAAUGCCCUUCUCCUGUAAAUCUGAAAUAACUCAUGCCUGUGACAGCAAUGAAAAAAAGUACAACAUACCCUAAUGACAAAGAAACUGGAUAGCAUUUAUAAUGAUACUUACUAUGAUGGUCAGCUGUUUUAAAACUGACAGCAAAACAGACCACAUGUUUUGAUUUUUGCCAAAUUUUAUUUUUAUUAUUUUUACUCGAGACAGGUUGAUAGAAAAUCUUCACUUACCAGACUUCUUUUUUUCCCUUUUUUUUUCUUUUUUUUUUUUUUUUUCGUGAAAGCAUGUUAUUCGUUGUGUUUGCACCCUUUAACAAGGUUGGCUAUAGUCGUGUUAGUACCUUGUCAGUUAGGAGCCUGCACUACAACACUUGGCAUGCAUUGCAUUGAUUGCUGAGUACAGAUUCCUAAAAAGGGAACCAGGAGUUUCAUGGUUUCUGGAGUGCUCAAAGGAAUUGCUAAUGGAUGAUAUAUGGGGAAGCCUUCUUCUUUUGUGUUUGAUUUUAGCUGGUGCCCUUCUAAAGGCAUGUACCACAACACUAGCUACAGAUGAAAAAUCAUUAGACUUCCUUCCUGAUGGAUCCUCUAGUAAUCCUCUCAGAAGAGUGGGGCAGCCAUGGCUGCUAAGUCAACCUUUGCUACCUUUCUUCUCUUGCCAUUCCAUUCCUUUUAUCUGAAACUGCAUUUCUUACCCAAAGGCCAACUACAAAUAGUUAAAGUUCAAUGCUCAUGCUCUUGCUUCUAGCUUCAUAGUAACAUUCAGCAAUAAGAUUUGACACUCACCAUUAGGAUUUGGUAAUCUCUUUUAAAAAAAAAAAAAGUGGAAAACAAACUCCUUCAGGCAAUUAUACAUAUAUAUAUAUUUUGUUUGUUUGUUUGUUUGUUUGUUUUGAGGGAAUGAGACUCCACAUUUCCCUACAUAUCCAGAAGGCUGAACUAAUACAUGUAGGAGGAAUCUCCUCUCAGAAUGGUCCUUUUUUGGCUCCUUCAGCUGUUUCAGUUCAGUGAGUAGAAGUAUGGAGGAAUUUUCUUGUUUGUGAACUUAGCUCAGCUCCAUUUGAAGGAAAUAUUAUUCUCUGCUCUUUUCUUUUUCUACAACAUAGCCUUAACUUCACAUAACUCCCUGGGCCUACUCUUGGAACAUUACUGCUAAUUCCAAUUCUUAGCAGUAUAGUAUAGUCAUCAGCACCUCGAACAAACAGACUCUGUGUGCUAGAUUUAUAUUCUCUUCCUUACUGUGAGUUUUAAAAUGAUCGUCAUAAGUCAGGAAGUGAUGUUUACAUCCAGUCACACCUCUUUACCUAAAAAAGAUGAUAUCAUUCUAAUAUAGCUACAAGCCAUGUUUCCUGUUUAGUAACCUGGAAAUGCAAUUGAAAUUUCAAUCAGAAGGUUAAAAAUGAAUCCUUGCACUCAGGGGGUUAAAGAUACAAGAAGUGAAAACAGAAAUGCUCCACUUCCUCCAGAGUCUUGAAAGAAAACACAUGUUCAGUAACCAUAUUCCAGAAGAAAGCUAGUCUGAAAGACUGUUUUUACUCUGCAUUCCCUGCACUCUUGUUCAUUAAACUCACUGUAAAAUAUUAAGUAUUUGCCUGAAUUAGUACUUUCCAAGGCUGUUAGUUUUGGAAAAAGAGUAUGAAAAGACAGACUUCUGUAUGUAGAUUGGCAAGACAGGGAUCAAGCAGUGAUGUGGAAUUAGCAAAGACAUAUUAGUGAAUCUGGAACUUAGCUCAGGACCUCAAUUAAACAGAAAACACCAAUUUAUAAUGCUACCCACAGAUCUCUUUUACCUUCAUUGAAUCACACCAUACGAUGAAAUCAGCCUCACUUGCUUUCUUCUACUCUUAUUCUAGUAUUCCUUAUAUAUAUAUAUAUAUACCUUACUCACAUGAACUAGGUGAUACAAAUUUAUUUUCUUUUUCAAUUGUUAUCUGCCUUUGUUGCCAUGGUGAAUACCUUAUUUCUUCAUGCAAAGGAAAGAUGCUUCAAUAUUUAAUCAUACUCUAAAGCUGUAAGAUUAUCCGAUAGACCGUUGUGCACAUUCAGGGCCUUUCUUAGAACUUCAUGUGCAUUCAGGACCUUUCUUUGAUGCAGUGAUUUAGUAUGUCAGAAACAAGAAAAGGACUAACUGAACAUGAAAAAUAUUUUUUUUUUGAUAUGUUGUUAGGUUGAGUCAUCUCCAAAGAUGUUGGUCUGUAAUAGAUAGCCAUGCUCCCUAGGCCAUGGAGUACAUCCUCUACAAAUAAAAAUGAAUAAAACAUUAAUUAUUAGCAGUCUACUCUCACAACACACACAAGAAACGUGAGUAGAAUGAAAGUACUCCCCAGAAUGGGAAAAAAUACAGGUGUAAUUGCUGUCUGUGUUUACAGUGUUAAUGACGCUCUUUGCCUGACAAAGACCUAAACCAUAUUGUUUGCUCCUUACCUAUGCACAGUCCAAAAACCAAAACAAAGAAAGAGGCUACUUACCAAUGAAGUUAUUUGCCUUACACAAAAUAAUAUUGUCCCUUCCACUGAGAAUAUUCAUGAAUACACAUUUUAAUGCCACAUAACUGAGAGGAUCUGCAGAGAUCUCACUCAUAUGCUGGAUCUCAACACCUUCAUCUGUCUGCAAGUGAGAGAGAAAAAUUUCUGGCAGUCUGUGUUUCAUCACUCUUGCCACAGUCCAUGUUUUUCUCACUGUCUUACUGUUCAAUUCUGGGCAUCUACCACCUGCCACUCAGUUUUUACCAAUAGUUCUGUCCAAGCAAGUUGAAGGUACCUGCUGCUAACGGACAGCACUCAUAACUCAUUGCAAGCGUAAGAGUUCAGUAUCUUACAUAUUGUCCGAGUUUCAUGUUGUCUACAGCUAGAUUCAUCACCUUGCAUUUAUCUCUGAUAAUACCGCAUGUAUUCUAACCUAUAAAGCAUGCCCUAUAUCCUCUGAAUAUCUGUCUUGUAAAUAUAUGCCUGUCCCCCACUGUCUAUGUGGCAAAAGUCAUUUGUGCAUCUUCUGUAGGACCUGUUUUACACGUUUAAAAUGUGGUCUUUCAAAAGAAGAGGGUGGGGAAAAUAAUGAAAGGGAAUCAAAUUGCUAAUAGUAAUAUUUCAAGGUGUAGUGUUCCAUUAUUUUUUAUUUUGGGAAGCUGUUUUCUUUAAGUCCUACCCUGCAGCUCUGUAAUACUGUAGACUGUAAACAAGAAGUAUUACAUCAUUAGAGGUGAAUACAUAUGUGGACACACAAGUUUGUGUAUGUAUACAUGCACGCACACACACACACAGACAAAGACAGGUUGAUGUAAGAUUUAUAAACCAUAUUCUCAUCUCAUUCUUGAUCUAAGUGUUACUUUCUGCAUUAUGUGUUAUUCUUUGAACACAAAUAACAUUCUGUUCAUUUCCUUGUGCAAAACACUUUACUUCCUCAUGCAUAAAAGUCUUGAGACGCCAAAAUUCAUCUUAGCUGUCAAUUAGCUUUCUAGCAUUGGAAAAGAACAGGUGAAAUGGUCUGAAAAAUAAAAUUUGACUUAGCUGUAGCCUUCCUGCAGACACACUUUUCAAAACAGUGAGACAGUACAAUUUGUUGUGAGGGUGACAGAGCACUGGAACAGGUUGCCCACAGAAACUGUAGAGUUUCCUUCUCUGGAAAUCCUCAAAACUUGCCUGGACAUGAUCCUGGUCACCUUGCUUAGCAGGGGAGUUGGACUGGAUGACCUCCAGAGGUCCCUUCCAACCUCGGCCAUUCUGUUCGUCUGUGAUACUGAUGAACUCUUUUUGUCCCAGUGACUAAGAGAAACAGCACUCUCAGAUAUUUUAAAUCCUGAAAAGCUAGAGUUUUGUCUUAUUCAAAUAGAAAUCCUUUAAAAAGGUCCAAGUGGAUCUCAACAUGUUAGCUUCUGUGUAACGUAUGAGAAAAUGUCUGUGCCUUCCUGUAGCAUAUGCUUUCCAUUGUUUCUGCAUACAUGGCUGCCGUUCUAGUAAUGUGGUUAUUCAAUUGUUUACUGCUGCUCUUAUCAGCAAUCUUUGACCAGCCUGAAACAGAGCCAUGUCCAGGGUGUCUUUUAGUUAAUGAUUAACAUCCCCAAGGAUCUACUACUGUAGUUAGUGCAUUAUAAAUUAAUUCCAGUUAUAAUUCAAGUUAAUCCAGGGUGAAAAUAGCAGCACAUGCACACCCAUGUGCUCACAGAGCAGUGAGGGUAGACAGAGUUCUUUCAAAAGCUCUGGCAUCCACUACAUUACUCCUUCCUUGUUUUAAGGACACUCACUCGUCCACAUAUGCUUCCCCUGGCAGGUAUGUGCACACAUCCUACAGAACUAAGAAAUCACUAGAAGAAAAGGCAUAUUGAUUUCAGAGGAGCUAACAGUGUACAUUUCCUAUAGGAAAACUAACUGCUUUAUAGUAAGAUAAAUAAACAAAUAGUAGGAUAAAACAAAACAAAGCAACAACAAACAAACAAACAAAAGAAAAAAAGAAAAAAAAAGCCAUGAAGCAAGCAAUUGGUGGUGGUGAUGAUGGUGAUGGUGGGUUUGAUUGGUUGUUUUUUUUAGUGUGUUCUCUGAGUUAAUAAACUAAGCACCAGCCUAUAUCAAACCUUCAGAAAGGGUAGGUGUGAAAGGUGGCAAUAGUCACCUAAUAAGACUUUUAUAAAGUACUGGGUCUUUCCAGAAGCAAAACCUGUAUUUAAUGAGUAAUACUGCAGCAUGUGGCUUCUAAUAGGCAUCGUGAAUAGACUGUUUCAAGCAGAAAUUUGCUGUCCAUAUUUAACAUAGCAGCAGGUGAUAGUACAUCAUUCUGGAAAUUUAUACACAUUGAUUAAAACUAAUAGUUUAUAAAGAAACAGAGAAAAAGCAAGAUUUGGAGAGAGAUCUUACAAAAGUAAAAAAAAAAAAAAAAAAGCAAAACAAAAUGAAAAAGCCAGCCUCCAUUCAUCUUUUGUGUCCAAACCUUGAAGGUCUUUCCAGUUUCUUUGUGCCCCUUCUAAUAUGCCCACUGAUUCAUUAGUGCUUCACUAGUCAUAAUCAAAGUUUUUACUGACAGUUGAAACAAAAAUGAGAACUGGUACAAAAUUAGAGCUGCAGGAAAGCCAGCUCAUUUAUAAAGAGAAAAAUAAAUGCACCAAGCUGCUAGUGACUGCGUUUAUUGUCUUCCUUGUGUUUUAUGAUAUUACAAACUGUUACAUGAAUCUAGUGAUGUGUGUGUAAGCUGAUCCAUGUUUAAAUCAAUAUUGUAACUUGCAAGAUGGGGAUAUUAGCUUUCUUAGCUUUUUUCAUCAAAAAGUGAAUGUAUUAAAUACAUGAUUGUGUAUACUGGCAUGUGGAAAUUUAUGUUGUGAGAGAAAUAUGUUCAUUUAUCUCAUUUUUUCAACAUGAAUAAAGCUAUUCGUGUUUAAAAAC